AUGGCGUCCCGAGUAUCGGUCAAUAUCUUUUAUGUUUGCGACAGCUCGUCCCGCUCAAUGUUUAAAGGAGUUUAUGCAAUUAAAACUGUUAGCGAUAAGAUCGAGGAAAUAUAUUUUAACCUGACCACCCGUGUUGAAAGUCGCAAUGAUAUCGACAUGAUUGUGAAGAGCUAUAGCGCGAUAACUGUGUACAUUAUAGAGAAAGACAUCAUUUUGAGGUUAUGUGAUGACAGCAUUAAAAUUAUAAACCCAAAAAGAUCUAGAGGUGUAAGCUUUGAAGUCGUAAAGGGUGUGAUGGCAAGGGUGAAUUUAUUCGAUGGUGUAGACGCGACGAUGUACUGCUCGACGAAAGAGAUCGGUCCUGCGAACGAUGCGUUACUAGAAAUGACCAGCAGUUUACCCGAUUUCGCGGUGGCUUUAUCACGUGAUGAAAUUGAUUUAAGGUAUGAGCAGAGAAGGGCUAGGAAAGAGGAGAGAGGAAGCAUUUGGCUCUCCACUCCUGCGAAGGGCAGAUCAUCGACGAGAUUCGACGCAACGCCUAAGUCUAGAGUAUCGGAACAGAAAAAGGCGAGACGAGUGAGUGAUAUCGACGACAACUCGCAUAAAAUAUUGAAUGAUAUUUUAAGGAUGAAUCUAAAUGAUGAUGAUGAAGCUGAAGGAGAACUAGAUGAGCCAGAGACAGAGCCGCCUGAUGGUAGGGAGCCACUUCCACCUGAUCCGCAACUGCCAAAGACACUGGGUACUGAUGGAAUGUAUUCCCAGCGAGUAGAGUAUAAGCCGGGUUGGAUGAGGGAUUAUUCUUGGUAA
Molecule: messenger RNA, 807 nt
Organism: Metopolophium dirhodum (rose-grain aphid)
Lineage: Eukaryota; Metazoa; Arthropoda; Insecta; Hemiptera; Aphididae
Exons: 1
Coding region: 1-807 (268 amino acids)
Source: RefSeq, a predicted model, not a curated record